Messenger RNA from Mercenaria mercenaria, 1094 nucleotides. Its product is annotated as G8 domain-containing protein DDB_G0286311-like. Bases 111 to 1022 code for a protein of 303 amino acids. The transcript is spliced from 9 exons. Lineage: Eukaryota; Metazoa; Mollusca; Bivalvia; Venerida; Veneridae. The record is from RefSeq and is a predicted model, not a curated record.
AAUGUGCUUUCACAAGGAAGAACUAGAUAAGGAAAGGACGCGAUUUAAGAUUAGGUUUGACCUUAAACAUAGAUAUAGUAACAAUUAAACCGUCAAGGCAUUCACCAGUUAUGAUAUCAGCAUACAUACUAUCUUGGAUCUGCAUGUGCACGGUUAUCACAUGCGGUGCUGGGAGCAACUGUAUCUGUAGCAACCACAAUGCAAGGCCCAUUUACAAGUGCGAUAACACCAACACGAUGCCGUUCAGUUCACUCUUUUACGAUGGAAUGGAUAGUCAUUGUCUGGUAGAAGUUAGUGGUCUUCAUGCAAAGAAAGGAUGGCGAGCUGGACUGUUUGUUGACAAAGAUUCUGGUUAUCAGCGUGUGGCUUAUAUCGAAGAUGACUCUGAUGUUGUACGUCAGGCGUGUAUGAAAUCUCGGCUUCCAGGACAUGUUGAAACUGAACCGGGCUGUUACCCACAGGAUAAUCUGAUGUUGAAUCCUACGACGUCUACGUCCACGACGACGACGACUUCUACAACAACAACAACUACCACCACAACACCUACACCAACCACAACAUCUACAACGCCUUCAACACCAUCGACGACAACUCGUACCACGCUAGGAACUGUUCCAACAGUUAAACCAUCAGCAAUUUGUGUUUCGGGAGACAUGAGUGAUCACUCGGUCUUUAAGACUUCUGCAAGUCACCCAUCUGCCAGGUACUGCGCGCAGUCUAAUACAAACAGCGACAGCGAGGCUCUCUUGUUGGCUCAUUGCAACCCCCCGCGUACGCACUGGCAAAGGUGGACUGCUGAUCUCAAGGUCUUGGACCACUGUUCAACGUUAGCUCAGGGUGAUCCGAUUGGAGUGUAUAUAAAUGGGAGAAUCGGAACCGGCGUAUUUGCAGCAUUCUGGCGCUGCAAGGCAUCCUCAGCCUCUUUCGAGAUCAUCUAUCAGUCGUGUGGUGGGUCAGCAAAGAUAAUAGAUGUCAAGAAUUCGCAGUUUACACCGGAAGCAUUCUAUACAUUGAAAUGGUGAAUGGAUGGUCUUUCACUGAUUUUAUAAUAGCUUGUAUUGCCUGUGAAAUAAUAAAGAUUGACGCACAGAUUA